Eutrema salsugineum is the source of this 1075-nucleotide messenger RNA. Its product is annotated as xyloglucan endotransglucosylase/hydrolase protein 15. Gene Ontology annotation, biological process: cell wall biogenesis; xyloglucan metabolic process. The record is from RefSeq and is a predicted model, not a curated record. The transcript has 3 exons. Lineage: Eukaryota; Viridiplantae; Streptophyta; Magnoliopsida; Brassicales; Brassicaceae. Gene Ontology annotation, cellular component: apoplast; cell wall. Bases 76 to 948 code for a protein of 290 amino acids. Gene Ontology annotation, molecular function: xyloglucan:xyloglucosyl transferase activity; hydrolase activity, hydrolyzing O-glycosyl compounds.
AAACCAAAAACACAGCUCUCAUCUUCUUUACUAAACACACACUCCUCAGCUUUCAUUUCUGCCCUCCAAACCCAAAUGGGUCGAAGGUCAAGCCUCACCACCACCGUCGUGGCGGCUGUUCUGCUGGUAACGAUGUUCGGUUCAGCCUACUCAGGCAACUUCUUCGACGAGUUCGACCUCACGUGGGGUGACCACCGUGGCAAAAUCUUCAACGGAGGAAACAUGCUGUCUCUGUCUCUUGACCGGGUUUCCGGGUCGGGUUUCAAAUCCAAGAAAGAGUAUUUGUUCGGAAGGAUCGAUAUGCAGCUCAAACUCGUCGCCGGAAACUCGGCCGGCACCGUCACAGCUUACUACUUGUCAUCACAAGGAGCAACACAUGAUGAGAUAGAUUUCGAGUUUCUUGGGAAUGAGACAGGUAAGCCUUAUGUUCUUCACACCAAUGUCUUUGCUCAAGGGAAAGGCAACAGAGAACAACAGUUUUAUCUCUGGUUUGAUCCAACCAAGAACUUCCACACUUACUCAAUUGUCUGGAGACCUCAACACAUCAUAUUCUUGGUGGAUAAUUUGCCUAUUAGAGUGUUCAACAAUGCAGAGAAGCUUGGUGUUCCUUUCCCAAAGAGCCAACCAAUGAGAAUCUACUCGAGUCUAUGGAAUGCAGACGAUUGGGCUACGAGAGGUGGUCUAGUGAAAACCGACUGGUCCAAGGCUCCUUUCACAGCUUACUACAGAGGAUUCAAGGCCGCGGCUUGCACCGUAUCUUCAGGCUGUGAUCCCAAGUUCAAGAGUUCCUUCACUGAUGGUAAAUUUCAGGUGGCAAAUGAGCUCAAUGCUUAUGGCAGGAGGAGACUUAGAUGGGUGCAGAGAUACUUCAUGAUCUAUGAUUAUUGUUCUGAUCUCAAAAGGUUCCCUCGUGGAUUCCCUCCUGAGUGCAAGCGGUCCAGAGUCUGAUGAAAAAACACAUAUGAUUCUGUGGUUUCUUGAUGCAAUUUCUUCUCUGUAAUUUUUAAGAUUGGUUUCUUUUCUCUGUUGUUCUUUCAUUGUACAUUCUCAAGGUCAAUAAAGCUCUGUCCUCUCC